This is a messenger RNA of Salarias fasciatus (jewelled blenny), 6874 nucleotides long. RefSeq names its product ATP-binding cassette, sub-family C (CFTR/MRP), member 9 (gene abcc9). Gene Ontology annotation, molecular function: ATP hydrolysis activity; ATP binding; ABC-type transporter activity. Gene Ontology annotation, biological process: transmembrane transport; potassium ion transport. The coding region runs from base 1 to 4818 and encodes 1605 amino acids. The transcript has 41 exons. The record is from RefSeq and is a predicted model, not a curated record. Gene Ontology annotation, cellular component: membrane. NCBI's taxonomy places the organism in Eukaryota, Metazoa, Chordata, Actinopteri, Blenniiformes, Blenniidae.
AUGGCCCUAUCGUUCUGUGGAAACAACAAGACCCUCACUCCCUACAGUGUGGAACAGGGCGUCCUCAACAAUGGCUGCUUUGUGGACGCUCUCAACCUGGUUCCUCAUGUUUUCCUGCUCUUCAUCACCUUCCCCAUCCUCUUCAUCGGUUGGGGCAGUCAGAGCUCCAAGGUUCAGAUCCAUCACAACACGUGGCUCCACUUCCCCGGACACAACAUGCGCUGGAUCCUCACCUUCCUGCUGCUCUUCGUCCACGUGUGCGAGUUCGCCGAGGGGAUCGUCUCCAGCAAGGUGAUGGAUAGCAAUCAGCUCCACCUCUUCAUGCCAGCGUUCAUGGGCUUCGUGGCGGCCACGACCUCGGUGGUUUACUACCACAACAUCGAGACGUCCAACUUCCCCAAGCUGCUGCUGGUGCUGUUCAUCUACUGGGUGCUGGCGUUCAUCACCAAGUCCAUCAAGCUGUGGAAGUACACGGCGUUCUACGUGGGGCCGCAGCACCUCCGCUUCUGCAUCACGGCGCUGCUGGUCGUCCUGUACGGACUCCUGAUGGCCGUGGAGAUCAACGUCAUCCGGGUCAGGAAAUACGUCUUCUUUGCCAACCCUCAGAAGGUGAAGCCUCCAGAAGACCUGCAGGAUUUAGGAGUUCGCUUCCUGCAGCCGUUUGUCAACCUGCUGUCAAAGGCCACGUACUGGUGGAUGAAUCCUCUGAUCAUGGGCGCCCACAAGCGGCCCAUCGAGCUGAAGAAGAUCGGGAAGCUGCCCAUCGCCAUGCGAGCGCUCACCAACUACCUGCGACUGAAAGACGCCUACGAAGACCAGAGGACCGCCGAGGACCCCGAGCGAGCGCCGUCCAUCUGGAGGUCCAUGUACCGGGCGUUCGGCCGGCCCAUCCUGCUAAGCAGCACCUUCAGGUACCUGGCCGACCUCCUGGGCUUCGCCGGGCCGCUCUGCAUCUCCGGCAUCGUCAAGUACCUCAACGUGACGAACAACAUCUCAGAGGCGGACAAGAACAAGGGAACGGUCAUGGGCGUGUACUUCAUGUCGACCACGGAGCUGCUGCAGAACAGCUCGGUCCUGGCCGUGCUGCUCUUCCUGGCGCUGGUUCUGCAGAGGACGUUCCUGCAGGCGUCGUACUACGUCACCAUCGAGACGGGCAUCAACCUGCGAGGAGCUCUGCUGGCCAUGAUCUACAACAAGAUCCUUCGCCUGUCCACGUCCAACAUGUCCAUGGGGGAGAUGACUCUGGGGCAGAUCAACAACCUGGUUGCUAUAGAAACCAACCAGCUGAUGUGGUUCCUGUUCCUCUGCCCUAACCUUUGGGCCAUGCCCGUGCAGAUCGUGAUGGGGGUCAUCCUGCUGUACUACCUGCUGGGUCCCAGCGCCCUGGUGGGGGCGUCCGUCAUCGUCCUGCUGGCGCCGGUUCAGUACCUCAUCGCCACCAAGCUGGCGGACACGCAGAAGAGCACUCUGGAACACUCCACGGACCGGCUGAAGAAGACCUCGGAGAUCCUGAAGGGCAUCAAGCUGCUGAAGCUGUACGCCUGGGAGAACAUCUUCUGUGACAGCGUGGAGGAGACCCGAGGCAAAGAGCUGACCAGCCUGAGAACGUUCGCUUUCUUCACCUCCAUGUCCAUCUUCAUGAAUGCUGCGAUCCCCAUCGCCGCCGUCUUGGCGACGUUCGUGAUGCACCACUGUAUCAGCAAGUCCGGCCCCACCCCCUCCGAGGCCUUCGCCGCGCUGGCGCUCUUCCACAUCCUGGUCACGCCGCUCUUCCUGCUGUCCACCGUCGUCCGAUUCGCCGUCAAGGCUCUGGUCAGUGUCCAGAAGCUCAGCGAGUUUCUCCAGAGUGAUGAAAUCGGAGACGACAGCUGGAGAAACGGAGACAUUUUGGUGUCGUUGGAAGCUGGAAAGAAACACGUGGGAAUGACCAAAGCCAUCAACAGGAAGCACCCUAUGCGCUACCAGAUGGACAACUACGAGCAGCCGAGCAGGCGGCAGAUGAGGCCCACGGAGACGGAGGAUGUGGCUGUCAAGGUGACCGGCGGAUCGUUCACGUGGGGAAACAACCUGGUGACGCUGUCCGACAUCAACAUCCGCAUCCCCACAGGUCAGCUCACCAUGAUCGUGGGCCAGGUGGGUUGUGGGAAGUCCUCGCUGCUGCUGGCCAUGCUGGGAGAGAUGCAAGCCGUCGAUGGACGAGUCUACUGGAGCAAGCCACCUGAGUGUGAACCUAGCCACCCGGGCAACAUCAGUUGGUCAGAGACCGAGGCGUCUGACGAAGACAUCAGGAGUAAGAACCGGUACUCUGUGGCGUACGCUGCUCAGAAGUCCUGGCUGCUCAACGCCACGGUGGAGGAGAACAUCACCUUUGGCAGCUCCUUCAACAAACAGAGAUACAAGGCCGUGAUCGACGCCUGCUCGCUGCAGCCCGACAUCGACCUGCUGCCGUUCGGAGACCAGACGGAGAUCGGAGAGAGGGGCAUCAACCUGAGCGGAGGACAGAGACAGAGGAUCUGUGUGGCUCGAGCACUUUACCAGAACACCAACAUCGUGUUUUUGGACGACCCCUUCUCGGCGUUGGACAUCCACCUGAGCGAUCACCUGAUGCAGGAGGGAAUCCUCAAGUUCCUGCAGGACGACAAGCGGACCGUGGUCCUCAUCACCCACAAGCUGCAGUACCUGACCAACGCCGACUGGAUCAUUGCGAUGAAGGACGGUUCCGUUCUCAGAGAGGGAACGCUGAAGGACAUCCAGACUCACGACAUCGAGCUGUACGACCACUGGAAGACUCUGAUGAACCGGCAAGACCAGGACCUGGAGAAGGAUGUGCAGCAGGACAGUCAAACGACGCUGGAGAGGAAGACGCUGAGGAGAGCAUUCUACUCCCGAGAGGCCAAGAACCAAGUAGACGACGAAGACGAAGAGGAAGAGGAGGAGGAGGAAGAGGACGACAACUUAUCGACGACCACCAACAGGCGAUCCAAGAUCCCCUGGAAGGUGUGCUGGCGUUACCUGUCCUCCGGGGGCUUCCUCAUGGUCUUCCUCAUGAUUUCCUCCAAACUGCUCAAACACUCAGUCAUUGUGGCCAUCGAUUACUGGCUGGCCAUAUGGACGUCCACCAAAACCAGUCCGAAAGUGACGUCAGGAGCCGACACUCUCAACGUCACUGUCAGUGUCAACAGCAGCCUCAUCAGUCCGACUCCGGGAGCUGCUGGAAUUUCAGGAGUUACUGGAGGCUCUGACGCUCAGUCGGAUGGUUACUACCUGCCGGUCUUCAUCGUCCUGUGUGCGGCUGGAAUCACUUUGUGCCUCAUCACGUCGCUCACCGUGGAGUUUCUGGGUCUUUCUGCAGCGACGAGCCUCCAUCACAACCUGCUGAACAAGAUCAUCCACGCCCCCAUCAGGUUCUUUGACAUCACUCCUCUGGGUCAGAUCCUCAACAGAUUCUCGGCUGACACCAACAUCAUCGACCAGCACAUCCCUCCCACGCUGGAGUCUCUGACCAGAUCCACACUGCUGUGUUUAUCAGCCAUCGGGGUCAUCGCCUCCAUCACCCCCCUCUUCCUAAUCCCUCUGGUCCCUCUCUGCGUGGCCUUCUACUUCAUCCAGAAGUAUUUCCGGGUCGCCUCAAAGGACCUUCAAGACCUGGAUGACUCCACUCAGCUUCCUCUGCUCUGCCACUUCUCCGAGGCAGCCGAGGGUCUGACCACCAUACGAGCGUUCAGACAUGAGGCUCGGUUCAAGCAGCGCAUGCUGGAGCUGACGGACACCAACAACACAGCGUACCUGUUUCUGUCUGCGGCCAACCGCUGGCUGGAGGUUCGAACGGACUACCUGGGAGCCCUGAUCGUAUUGGCUGUAGCAGGAACCUCCAUCUGGGGCUGGGCCGUUCUGCCGACUGAAGGUCUGGUGGGUCUCGGUCUGACCUACGCCCUGACGGUCACCAACUACCUGAACUGGGUGGUGAGGAACCUGGCAGAUCUGGAGGUUCAGAUGUCGGCCGUGAAGAAAGUCAACAGCUUCCUGAGCACCGAGUCGGAGAACUAUGAAGGCUCAAUGGACGGCUCGCAGGUACCGGAGAACUGGCCCCAGCACGGGGAGAUCAAGAUCCAGGACCUGUGCGUGCGCUACGACCCCAUGCUCAAACCCGUGCUCAAACACGUCAACGCCUUCAUCAAACCGGGCCAGAAGGUGGGAAUCUGCGGCCGCACAGGCAGCGGGAAGUCGUCCCUGUCGUUGGCCUUUUUCAACAUGGUGGAUAUUUUUGAAGGUAAAAUCAUCAUCGACGGAAUCGACAUCUGUAAACUUCCUCUGCCGACGCUGCGCUCCAGGCUCUCCAUCAUCCUGCAGGAUCCCGUCCUGUUCAGCGGCUCCAUCAGGUUCAACCUGGACCCGGAGAGGAUGUGCACUGACGACCGUCUGUGGGAGGCUCUGGAGAUCGCCCAGCUGAAGAACAUGGUGAAGACUCUUCCUGGAGGACUCGAUGCCGUGGUCACCGAAGGCGGCGAGAACUUCAGCGUGGGACAGCGGCAGCUCUUCUGCUUGGCCCGAGCCUUCGUGAGGAAGAGCAGCAUCCUCAUCAUGGACGAAGCCACAGCGUCCAUCGACAUGGCAACGGAAAACAUCCUGCAGAAAGUCGUGAUGACGGCGUUUGCGGACCGAACGGUCGUCACCAUCGCACACCGCGUCCACACCAUCCUGACGGCCGACCUGGUCAUCGUGAUGAAGCGAGGGAAGAUCCUGGAGUACGACACGCCGGGGACGCUGCUGGAGCAGGAGGACGGCAUGUUCGCCUCCUUUGUCAAGGCCGACAUGUAGCCCCGCCCCCUUCUCUACAAGCUCCUGCCUUCUCUCUUUAUGCAGCUUUCACACAAACAAUGGAGAAGGACGCUGAACCUUCACCGUUCUAGCCAGAACAUUAUCAGUUCCUUUUAUUGUCUUUUAAUUUGUCACAGCGUUCCAAGGUUCCUGAGAAGAGAAUCUGACACACAUGAUCAGUAGACACCAGAUCAGUUUUCUGGAGGUUCACUUUGAGUUCUUCAUGCUUUGAAACAGUUUUUGAGGUUUUUCUGCACAGAACCACAGAGUCUGAACAUUCUACAGACGUUCUCAGAUGUCCAAUGUUUUACAGCUAUGAAGAUCUAGCAGUGCCGCUGGCAGAUGAAUUCAGCCUGUUCAACAUAUCACCGGUUAAUCUGUUCAGUUCUGAUAGUCUGAAAUAAUCCCAGUGACUCUUCGUGGUUCUCACAUCAGAAGGUUUCAGUGUUUCCCAUCAGACGUACUAGGAAACGACAGAAAAUCAACUGUUUGGAGGAUUUUUCACAUUUUGGACAUUAGGAGACUUGGCGGACGUCUUGCCAAUGAGGGAUUAAGACUGAAGAUCAGGAUUAAGAUUCCAGACGCUGCUGAUGUUGAAGACGGAUCGCUGUCGGGGGAAUCGAACGGCAUCCAGCCAGUCGUCCGCCGCUCCGCCUGCUGGUCCUGACCAGUGGAUUAGGAUUAUCUGAAGCUUUUAUUCUGAAGGUUCUGAUUUUGAUUCUUGUUUUCCUGCAUGUUCACAUUCAUUCAAAUUUCAGCUUUAUUCCAGAUUAUUUCACAACUUUAAUCUCUCUAUUUUAAUGUCAAGUUUGCAUCUUAAAUGACUUUUAAUUGUUUGUGUUUAAAAUUGAAAUCAGUGUUUUUGCUGUAAUGAGAUAUUCGGUUCUUAAUCUCCAGUUUUUAUCCAACAUUUAUUUCAAAAUUGUUGAUUGUUACGACCCGGCUCGCAAGGGAAAAGGGAUGCAACAUGUGAAAGAAACAGAAUAUUUAUUUGCUUCCUUAAAGUAAUGGUACAACAGAGUAACGGCCGUAACAUUGAUUACAAAUGUAAACAUUGAGUUUAAAACUGAACUUCUUUUAAUGAAUUGUUUUUUUGUUUUUUGUUUUUUAACAAAACUUGUUCUCCAUUUGAAAUAUCGUCUGUGGAUUUUGAUCUUAAUCUGGGAUUUUGAACGAAAGGUUCUUUGUGACUCCAGGUUGUAAAUCUGAGCCUCAACUUGUAAAAAAAAAAAAAAAAAGAUUUCUGAAGCAAUAAUCUGCAGCUUCCUGCUUCUUCUGGUACUUUACGUCAAGCUUUUGUCGCGCUGACGUUUUAAUCUGAAACUUUUUAAUGAAUCAAACGAGACCUUCUACAACUUUUCUUACAGCUUCCGUGUGUGUGUGUGUGUGUGUGUGUGUGUGUGUGUGUGUAUGUGUGCGUGCGUGUGUUGUUUGUGAGCCGGAGAACUGACAGAGGUUCUUCAUCUUGCUGGACUUCUGAGAUUCAGGAGUGUUCUCAAACAUUUCUCGGUUUUGGAAUUUGCAGCAGAGUUCCACGGAUCGAGAAUCAAGUUCUAAUAUGUAAAUUGAGAACGUUCAUCCGUUCUCUUCUGGAACUUACACAGGUUCUUGAAUAUGUGACAGUCUUCGAAUUUGAGGGUCUCCAGAUUUUCAGGGUUCUGGAACUCGCAUGCUAAUGCUGUCUGAUGCAGAGCGCCCCCCAGUGGAACCUUCAGGAACUUCACUUUUCGAGUUGUGUUUGUGAUUUCUGCACUUUGUUCUGCGACCGGAUUGAACCGUCCGGGUGGCCUCUUUCUGGCCCGCUGGAUUCAUGUUGGACACCCGCUGGACUCUUCUCACAACCACAGUUUUAGUUUUAUUCUCUGCUUCACUUUUGUUUUUGUGCUUCGGGGGAACAAACUUAUGCAAUGAGAACAUGCGCACACACACACACACACACACACACACACACACACACACACUGCUGCGUGGGACUGUUACAUUCUGCGGCGGUCUCUCGGCUGCUGAUCGUCUCGGUGCGACCUGACCGUCGGUUCUUUUGCAGGUUAUUGUUUCG